Messenger RNA from Vicugna pacos (alpaca), 4749 nucleotides. It is a transcript of the gene ZBTB14, whose product is annotated as zinc finger and BTB domain containing 14. Lineage: Eukaryota; Metazoa; Chordata; Mammalia; Artiodactyla; Camelidae. The record is from RefSeq and is a predicted model, not a curated record. Gene Ontology annotation, molecular function: RNA polymerase II cis-regulatory region sequence-specific DNA binding; DNA-binding transcription factor activity, RNA polymerase II-specific; protein binding. Gene Ontology annotation, biological process: regulation of transcription by RNA polymerase II.
CUCGCGCUCGGAGGCGCGGCCCCAGCCUGCGCCGAAUGCCCGAUUCUGAAAGGGAAAGCGGCCCUUUCACCUCCCGGCUCCCGAGUCCGGGAGCUUUUGUUCCGGGAGGAAUGCAAAGGCUUUAUUCACUCCCCGGGCCUCCCGGGCCGACAGAAAUGGGCGCGAGGCUUGGAAAGGCUCUGGGGCCGCCGUGGGUCUUGCGCUUCGCUCCCUGCUCCCACCCCACCCCCCUAUCCCGAAGUUGCGAGCUUGCGACCGGGAAGUGGGGCCGCCGCCAUUGUCGCGGCGGCUCCGGGGCAGGGGAGGCUGCCGCCGCCGCUUAUGUAAGUUUGUCUUUGCGGGAGUCCCCGCUCCAGCUCGGUGGCGGCGGUUUGGAAAACCUUAAUAAAGUGGGCAGCUUCGUACUGGAGGGGUGGUCGGGAAUACAUCUUUCCCUCCAGCUUCUGGGAUAGUGGCAGCGGAUGUCUUCCAGUUUGACUCACCUGAACUUGGCAAUGGGAACAUCUCAGCAGAAAAAAAAAAAAGGUCCUCAGAGAUACUGAAAGAGUCGAGGCCAAAUAACACACUGGCCAAAAAAGAAAAAGAAAAAAAAAAUCCAGCGCAGUCAUUUGUUACCAUGGGUACUGUAUGCCACUCCUGUGUCUGGUCCAUGUACUUUUAUCCCACAAGCCCUAGGGAGAGCCGCUCGCAUCAGGAGGAAGUGGCCCCAGCAGGAAGGUUUUGCCUAGUUGCCUUCCCUUGAGGGUGACUGCAGGCCAGGGUGCACCUAGGGAGCAGACAGGGCGGGAAGCAGCCUUAGAAAUAAUUUUGCCCAACCCUCACACUUGGCAGAUAAGAAAAUAGCCUGCUGCUCGAGGCGGCUUGGUGCUUUUGCUUUUCUGUAGAGAGAACUUCUAAGGGUUUUCAGGACUUUGGUCCUACCACACGCAAGUUUGUGUGGUCACUGUUUGCAGGGGAGACUUUGUUUUUCAGGAUGUUGGUCUGCAGGAUGGAGGCCCCGUGGUAAAAGUUAAAACGUGUACAAAGCUAGAAUUCUUUGAUCCUCCCUGUAGGGGUAAAGGCAAAAACACCUGGAUUUCACGAUUGCAAGUGUAGAGACCCGUGUAGUGUAAGUGAUGUGUGCUACAUCACACAGAAGUCUGGAAAGAAGAAAACUGCUAUUUCCUCUCCUCCAAUGUUAGCUGUUGGCUGACUGGCGUGCCCCUGAUCAGAGUUAUUCUGAUCUGAAGAUUUUGGUGUUUAAAGCAUUAAGAUAAUAGCCUGAGUUGUUCAUGGAGUUUUUCAUCAGUAUGUCUGAAACCAUUAAAUAUAAUGACGAUGAUCAUAAAACUCUGUUUCUGAAAACGCUAAAUGAACAACGCCUGGAAGGAGAAUUUUGCGACAUCGCCAUCGUGGUGGAAGAUGUGAAGUUCCGAGCACACAGGUGCGUUCUUGCCGCCUGCAGCACCUACUUUAAAAAGCUUUUCAAGAAGCUUGAGGUUGAUAGCUCGUCCGUCAUAGAAAUAGAUUUUCUUCGCUCUGAUAUAUUUGAAGAGGUCCUGAAUUACAUGUACACUGCCAAGAUUUCCGUGAAAAAAGAAGAUGUUAACUUAAUGAUGUCAUCAGGUCAGAUUCUGGGGAUCCGAUUCUUGGAUAAACUCUGUUCGCAGAAGCGCGACGUGUCUAGUCCCGACGAAAAUAACGGCCAGUCCAAAAGCAAGUAUUGCCUCAAGAUAAACCGCCCCAUCGGAGACGCCGCCGACGCUCAGGACGACGACGUGGAAGAAAUCGGAGAUCAGGAUGACAGUCCUUCCGAUGACACGGUAGAAGGCACCCCCCCUAGCCAGGAGGACGGCAAGUCACCUACGACCACGCUCAGGGUCCAGGAGGCGAUCCUGAAGGAGCUGGGGAGCGAGGAGGUGCGCAAAGUCAACUGCUACGGCCAGGAAGUCGAGUCCAUGGAGACGCCCGAGUCGAAGGAUCUGGGGUCCCAGACCCCUCAAGCCUUAACAUUUAACGACGGCAUGAGUGAAGUGAAGGAUGAGCAGACCCCGGGCUGGACCACCGCCACCAGCGACAUGAAGUUCGAGUACUUGCUCUACGGCCACCACCGGGAGCAGAUCGCCUGCCAGGCCUGCGGGAAGACCUUCUCGGACGAGGGCAGGUUGCGGAAGCACGAGAAACUGCACACAGCCGACCGGCCCUUCGUCUGCGAAAUGUGCACCAAGGGCUUCACCACGCAGGCCCACCUCAAGGAGCACCUGAAGAUCCACACGGGCUACAAGCCCUACAGCUGCGAGGUGUGCGGCAAGUCGUUCAUCCGCGCGCCGGACUUGAAGAAGCACGAGCGGGUGCACAGCAACGAGCGGCCCUUCGCCUGCCACAUGUGCGACAAGGCCUUCAAGCACAAGUCCCACCUCAAGGACCACGAGCGCAGGCACCGUGGGGAGAAGCCCUUCGUCUGCGGCUCCUGCACCAAGGCCUUCGCCAAGGCGUCGGAUCUGAAAAGGCACGAGAACAAUAUGCACAGCGAGAGGAAGCAGGUCACCCCCAGCGCCAUCCAGAGCGAGACGGAGCAGCUGCAGGCGGCGGCCAUGGCCGCGGAGGCCGAGCAGCAGCUGGAGACCAUCGCCUGCAGCUAGAGAGGAUGCGGGCCGGGAUGCGCAGCCCGCCGCAUCCCGGUGCGCGAACGCCAGCCACUGUGCUUUUUGGUGGAAACUUACAGAGCAUUGUACUCACUGGACUUAAGGCAGUGCUUGGUUUCGUGUUUUUUAAACUUUGCAAGGAAGCACCCUUCCUUGGUUCUGACCAAACUGUUUCACUGUCCUGUCUGGUGUCUAGUAUUAAUGUCGCCAGUAAGCAACCCCCUCCCCCACCGUCUUUUUUAUGAUUUCUGAUUUUAAUUUGAGAACUCCUGUGUCCAGUGCAGAAGCGAGAGACUUCUGUUCCUUUUUUAAUUCCUCUCUCCGCUUGGCACACGGGUGAGUGUGCUGCACAGAGUGAUAACUGAGUACCUUGAUUUCCUGGUCACCAUUACAUGUGACAGGGUCACAAGAGCAUUUUUAAUAACUUAGUAAAAGUACUUCAUCUAGACGCAGAAAGUACUGGUGAGGACCCUGCGCAGAUACGAAAACAAGUUCUGGGAAUGCAGAAUGGUCUUAGAUUUAUAUAUUUGGUUGGUUAAUUUUCUAUCACUGUUUUUCUACUGUGUGUGUGUGUGUGUGUGUGUGUGGACAAAUAAUGGUGGCUCUGCCCAAGUGUUUCUUCAGCCCUUUUGAUUGGCCCUACCUGCCCCCAAAGAUGUCGUCACAAGUCCCGAAGGCUGAGCAAGCCCACAGGCAUGUUGGUGGUCUGAGGGCUGAAUUUUUCCAUUCCUCCUUGUUUAGGGCAUUGCCUCUCUGCAGCCAGUGGGGUCUGUGGACUGGACCAGUGGCGAGAGGGUUAGAAAAGGGAGUCUAGGAACCUGGCUCUCAGAGACAAGCUUUGCUCAUUUGCCACAAGUCCAAGAUUUCCUAAGUCAGUUGAUUCUGAAAUUGGAUUUUUAUUUAGGAUCAAAAUUAGGACAAGAACAGGUAUGCCUCUUCAGAUACUUUGGGAAACUUGACAGGAUGUCAGCAAGCUUUUGGGCUCCCUGUAGCGCGUGAUUUAUCCGUAGAGGGGAUGCAGUGUCCUUCCUUAAAUUAAUACAUUUAAAAUCUUUUAAGUGUGUAAAUAGUACAGAAGCAUUGGUCUCAUGUAUCUCAAGUAAAAGUAGACAGCCGCACUUUUUUUUGCACAUUGGAUUAAAGUAACUUCCAUCAGCAACAAACAUCAGUCUGUUUUUAACCAAUAUUAAAGAUUGUCAGACCAAAUGUUUAUGUUUUUGAAGUAUAUUUUCAUCACUGGUUACGGUUUUAAGUAGAAGCUGACUGCCUUUUCAUAGCCAUAAACAGAAUUAUAAGUGCUGUUCCAAUUUUGGUGUGCAAAAUUUCUUUUUAAGCGUUUCUUAGGAAUAUAUUGAAAUACUGACAAAGUUGGAAUUAUGUUCUGUAAUCAAGUAUUAGUCAAUUAUUUUAGUAUGUAUCAUUUUAGAAAAAUGUCAAUUUUUAAAAUUUAUUUUUGAUUGCUAGGAUUUUUUUUUAAGCUACAUUAAAGCAAUUUCAUUUCAUAGCUUGUGGCAUUAACACCUGUAAUUAUUAUUGUGAGAGAAAUUUUAUUUUUAAAUUGGUGUAUAUUUUAUGCCCAAGGUUGUAGGAUGAAGAUGCUACCUUUUUAAGAAACUUAUUUAUUGGUAAAUGUUUAAUUCAGUUUAAAGUUAACUUAAUUUCUUUUCUUAAAAGUUGAUUAUUUUGUCCAAAAAGUAGUCCUGUCACUGUGUUUAUAUACUAUUUGUAGAAGGGGGACUGAGUGCCGUUCCUGGGCUGUUUCAACCAAAGCAAAGGAAAAAUAACUUAACAUCUUGUUGAUAGCGACUUUGACAAACCAUUUUUUGGGGCCUUCAUUGUUGUAUAUAAAAGAAAAUAUACUUCUUUCAUUCCUGUUUUCAUUUUUUUGCUAGCAGCCUUUCCCCUUCCCAGGUUUCUACCAAAGUGCAUUUUCUGUACUGUCUUCGUCAUGGUUUUACAGAGUUGCAAGCUCACCACGUGGCAUUAACUCUCUCUGAAACCACUUGAUCACGGUGGUAUCCUGAAAAAGAAAGCUUAGUUUUCAGCACUUUAUUUGCAUUAUGUAAAUAAUGUAUCACGUGUCCUAUUUUGCAUGAGAAAUAUAUUUGUGUUGUCAUUUCUGCCA